GCAACUGAAGCACUCAUCAGGAAGGUAUCGAGAAGCAGAGAAGCUAUCUACUGCGCGCGGUCCAUCAAUGGCGGUGACCAAGAUCUACAUCGUGUACUACUCGACAUGGGGCCACGUGGCGAGUCUGGCAGAGGAGAUCAAGAAGGGCGCCGAUUCGGUUGACGGCGUUGAAGCUACGAUAUGGCAGGUGGCGGAGACGCUGCCGGAGGAGGUUCUUGGGAAGAUGCACGCGGCGGCGAAGAAGGCGGAGCACCCUGUGAUCUCAGGCAAGCAGCUGGCGGACGCGGACGGCCUCCUGUUCGGGUUCCCGGCGCGGUUCGGGAUGAUGGCGGCGCAGAUGAAGGCGCUGUUCGACUCCACCGGCGGGCUGUGGGAGCGGCAGGCGCUCGCAGGCAAGCCCGCGGGGUUCUUCUUCGCGCUGGGCACGCAGGGCGGCGGCCAGGAGGAGACGGCGCUCACGGCCGUGUCGCAGCUGACGCACCACGGCAUGAUGUUCGUGCCCGUGGGAUACACCUUCGGCGCCGGGAUGUUCGACAUGGACGAGGUCAGGUGCUGCAGCCCCUAUGGCUCCGGCACCUUCGCCGGCGCCGACGGCAAGAGCAGGAAACCCAGCGAUGCCGAGCUCCAGAUGGCCGCGCACCAGGGAAAGUACUUCGCCACCGUGGCCAAGAAGCUCAAGGCGGGAGCGGCAUUCGUCUGACUCACUGACCUUAAUUGGCAGCUUCUCCUUGUUUGCGUAAAGUUUACUCGCGCUGCGCGGGAAUAAAAUAAACACAGUCCAGAGUCCAGACCCAUCAGGCCCAUCACAUGUAACUUUAUGUUAAAAAUACCGUCCGGAAAUUGAUUGAGGUGACCUCGCUAAGGAACAUGCAUGUAACCUUCAUCAUCGAUUAUACUCGUACUAUAUAUUUCUGAAUUCCCAGCGAACUUUUCAGACUUCA
Molecule: messenger RNA, 941 nt
Organism: Panicum virgatum (switchgrass)
Lineage: Eukaryota; Viridiplantae; Streptophyta; Magnoliopsida; Poales; Poaceae
Product: NAD(P)H dehydrogenase (quinone) FQR1-like
Exons: 2
Coding region: 68-700 (210 amino acids)
Molecular function (GO): FMN binding; NAD(P)H dehydrogenase (quinone) activity
Source: RefSeq, a predicted model, not a curated record